Molecule: messenger RNA, 2917 nt
Organism: Lontra canadensis (Northern American river otter)
Lineage: Eukaryota; Metazoa; Chordata; Mammalia; Carnivora; Mustelidae
Gene: LRRFIP2
Product: LRR binding FLII interacting protein 2
Exons: 30
Coding region: 428-2707 (759 amino acids)
Biological process (GO): regulation of DNA-templated transcription
Source: RefSeq, a predicted model, not a curated record
CCCCUCCUUCGCCUCCUUCUCCAGCCGCUCGGGCUGCGGCUCCUCCCGGAGACCGGUUCCCGCUGUCUCUGUCUUAGCCGCCGCGCCACGGGGCCACCGGCGUGACUGACCCACCGGCGUGACUGACCCACCGGCCGCAGGCUCCGGGAGCCGCCGCGUCUAGCCCGGCCCACCUGGCCGGGAGCCUGGGACCCAAUUCGCCGUCCGCGCCCCUCGCCCUCCGCUCCUCGCUUUUUGCCCGGCCGGCUCCCGGCGGCCGACCCGCGUCCCGGCCCUUCCCGGGCGGCGCCGUAGCCACAGCCCGUGCCCAGGACAGGUAGAUAGAUCCUUAUUGACAAAAUCUUCUGGAGAAAAUCAGCUUGACAUUGUUCGGGGCCGAACACGGUGAAAUCACAUUUCACAGUUAAAACACUAUUAAGAAGACAAUAUGGGGACUCCUGGUUCUGGAAGGAAAAGGACGCCUGUAAAAGACCGAUUUUCUGCAGAAGAUGAAGCUUUGAGUAACAUUGCCAGAGAGGCAGAGGCGAGACUGGCAGCAAAACGGGCUGCCCGGGCAGAAGCGAGAGAUAUACGCAUGAGAGAACUGGAGCGACAACAAAAAGAGCACUCUCAUUAUUCCUUUGAUCGGAAAUGGGGACAGAUUCAGAAGUGGCUGGAAGAUUCAGAAAGGGCCAGGUAUUCCCACCGGUCUAGUCAUCAUCGACCUUAUCUGGGAGUUGAGGAUGCAUUGUCCAUUCGAAGUCUUGGCAGUCACAGGAGCCCGUCGAAGGCCAUAACUGGGACACACUGGAGCAGAGCCAGUACACCCAAAAGGAAAGACAUCAUGUAUGAUGCUCUCAAGGAUAGAUCGUCAAGACUUUCAUCAUUAAAUCAUUCUUACAGUCACUCUUAUGGAAUGAAGAAGAGGUCUUCUGGUUCUCAUAAAGACCCACUGAGCGGCCUCUACUUUGACCAGAGAAGCUAUAGCAGUCUUAGGCAUAGCAAACCCACCUCUGCCUACUACACUCGGUCUUCCUCCCUGUGUAGUGACCCUCUGGCGACAUCAAAGAGUACCAGGGCCUCCUCUACUGCAAAUUCUGGUCUGCUGAGAAGUACCAGUCUGGUGUCAUUGUAUGAUGGUGGAUUAUAUAACCCUUAUGGGUCUCGAACUCCAUCUGAAUACAGUUACUACUCAUCAAGAGCAAGUUCGGCCCGAAGCAGUCCCGUGUUUCCCGAUGAUGACACUGCAAGCAUUGCGUCUUCUGGUCGUGCCAGUCGUGGGCGAAGGGACAGUGUGGUGAGCGUGGUUUCUACCGCCGAUUAUUUUAGUCGCUCCAAUCGCAGGGGGAGUGUAGUCUCUGAGGUGGAUGACGUCAAUAUCCCUGAUUUGAUCAGCUUGGAUGAAAAAUCUGACAAACAGUAUGCUGAGAAUUACACAAGGCCUUCAUCUCGGAAUUCUGCCUCAGCAACAACCCCUCUAAGUGGAAACUCAUCCAGACGAGGGAGUGGAGACACCAGCAGCUUAGUAGAUCCAGACACCUCAUUAAGUGAAUUGCGGGAUAUCUAUGACCUUAAGGACCAGAUACAGGAUGUAGAAGGGAGAUACAUGCAAGGGCUUAAAGAACUAAAGGUAUUAGGGCCCAUUCUGCAGCCCAAGCAUGCUAUAUCUGAGUCUUUGUCCGAAGUGGAAGAAAAAUACAAGAAAGCCAUGGUUUCCAACGCACAGUUAGACAAUGAGAAGAACAAUUUGAUCUACCAGGUAGACACCCUCAAAGAUGUUAUUGAAGAACAGGAGGAACAGAUGGCAGAAUUUUAUAGAGAAAAUGAAGAAAAAUCAAAGGAGUUAGAAAGGCAGAAACAUAUGUGUAGUGUGCUGCAGCAUAAGAUGGAUGAACUUAAAGAAGGCCUUCGACAGAGAGAUGAGCUCAUUGAGGAGAAUCAACGAAUGCAGCAGAAAAUAGACACCGUGACAAAAGAGGUGUUUGACCUCCAGGAGACACUCCUUUGGAAAGAUAAAAAUAUUAGGGCCCUAGAGAAACAGAAAGAAUACAUUGCCUGCCUUAGGAAUGAGCGCGAUACGCUCAGAGAGGAGCUGGCUGACCUGAAGGAGACAGUGAAGACAGGAGAGAGACGUGGUUUAGUUAUAAUCCCUGAUGGCACUCCCAAUGGGGAUGUCAAUCAUGAACCAGUGGUGGGAGCCAUCACCGUGGUGUCUCAGGAGGCUGCUCAGGUCUUGGAGUCUGCAGGAGAGGGUCCAUUAGAUGUCAGGCUACGAAAACUUGCUGGAGAAAAGGAGGAGCUACUAUCACAGAUCCGAAGGCUGAAGCUGCAGCUGGAGGAGGAGCGGCAGAAGUGCUCUCGGAGUGAGGGCUCGGCAGCAGACGUGGCGGGGCUACACAAUGGUUCUGACCUGCAGUUCAUCGAGAUGCAGAGAGAUGCCAAUAGACAAAUAAGUGAAUAUAAAUUUAAGCUUUCAAAGGCAGAACAGGAUAUAACCACAUUGGAGCAGAGUAUCAGCCGACUCGAGGGCCAGGUGCUGAGGUAUAAGACCGCCGCGGAGAAUGCCGAGAAGGUGGAGGAUGAACUGAAGGCAGAAAAGAGGAAGCUACAGCGAGAGUUACGAACAGCACUGGACAAGAUUGAGGAGAUGGAGAUGACCAACAGCCACCUGGCCAAGCGGCUGGAGAAGAUGAAGGCCAACAGGACAGCACUUCUGGCCCAGCAGUAGGAGGCCACCCUCCAGCUUGGGUGCUGCUCCUGGGGCCCCUCCCAGAGGGACUGACUUUUUGUCCAUUGACACAGACCCCCUUCAGUACUGUUUGAGUUUUGUCAUUAAAAUAGCCACCUUUGUAUUUUAUAAUUUAUGAGAGAAUGAAACAGGUUUGAAUCUUCAUGAAUGAACACCUUGGAUUUCGUUCGUAGUUUGAUUCUAGACUAA